AUAAGAGACAUGUGAAGCAACCCAGAGAGGGAAUCUGCUAGGAGACUUCUGCAAGAGUCUUCAUCACAUCGUGUUUGAUGGAACAUGAGGAAAACAUAGGCCUCUUCACCUCUUCACAUCUUGGAACCUGAGGAGCCAGUGCAGAAUCAAGUGGGGGACUCCAUAUCCUAGAAAAUGCUGGAGCCACUGAGAGGAGUUCUUUGAAGAACUAGGCUCUUCAAGCCUCUUCUACUUCCCGUUGACUAUAAUCAAAACCCAAAAGAAAGAACAUGACAUUUGGAGGCAGAAGACUUAGUUUCAAAUUCCUGCUCCUUCACUUACUAAUUUUGUGAUUUGGGAAAUAUCUGUGCAAGAUGUUGACGUUGCAGAUUUGGCUAGUGAAAGCUUUGCUUAUUUUCCUCACAACUGAAUCUAUAGGUGAACUUCUGGAUCCCUGUGGUCACAUCAACCCUGAAUCUCCAAUAAUAGAACGUGGCUCUAAUUUCACUGCAGUUUGUGUGCUAAAGGAAAAAUGUAUGGAUUAUUUUCAUGUAAAUGCUAAUUACAUUAUCUGGAAAACAAACCAUCUAACUGUUCCUAAGGAACAAUAUACCAUCAUAAACAGAACAGCAGCCAGUGUUACCUUUACAAAUGUAGUUUCACCAAAUCUUCAGCUUACUUGCAACAUUCUUACAUUUGGACAAAUUGAGCAGAAUGUUUAUGGAAUUACAGUUCUUUCAGGAUUUCCCCCAGAAAAACCUAAAAACUUGAAUUGCAUUGUGAAUGAAGGAAGAAAAAUGAUGUGUCAGUGGGAUCCUGGAAGGGAAACAUACUUGGAAACAAACUUCACUUUAAAAUCUGAAUGGGCAACAGAGAAGUUUGAUGAUUGUAAAACAAAACCUGACACCCCCAACUCAUGCCUUGUUGACUAUUCUCCUGUGUAUUUUGUCAACAUUGAAGUCUGGGUAGAAGCAGAGAAUGCCCUGGGGAACGUUACUUCAGACCAUAUCAAUUUUGAUCCUAUAGAUAAAGUGAAGCCUAAUCCACCACGUAAUUUAUCAGUGAGCAACUCAGAGGAACUGUCCAGUAUCUUAAAAUUAUCCUGGAUCAAUCCAAGUAUUAAGAGUGUGAUAAGACUGAAAUAUAACAUUCAAUAUAGGACCAAAGAUGCCUCAACUUGGAGCCAGAUUCCUCCUGAAGAUACAGCAUCUACCCGGUCUUCAUUCACUGUCCAGGACCUUAAGCCUUUUACAGAAUAUGUGUUUAGGGUUCGCUGUAUGAAGGAAGAUGGUAAGGGAUUUUGGAGUGAUUGGAGUGAAGAUGCAAGUGGGAUCACAUAUGAAGAUAGACCAUCCAAAGCACCAAGUUUCUGGUAUAGGAUAAAUCCAUCCCAUUCUCAUGGCUAUAGAUCUGUACAACUUAUAUGGAAGACAUUGCCUCCUUUUGAAGCCAAUGGGAAAAUCUUGGAUUAUGAAGUGACUCUUACAAGAUGGAAAUCACUUUUACAAAAUUACACAGUUAAUGACACAAAAUUGACAGUAAACCUCACAAAUGAUCGCUAUAGUGCAACUUUGACAGCCAGAAAUCUAGUUGGCAAAUCAGAUGCGUCCAUUUUAACUAUCCCUGCCUCUGACUUUCAAGCUACUCACCCUGUAACAAAUCUGAAAGCGUUCCCCAAAGAUAACAUGCUUUGGGUAGAAUGGACUGCUCCAAGUAAAUCUGUAAAGAAAUAUGUACUUGAAUGGUGUGUACUGUCGGAUAAAUCACCCUGUAUCCCAGACUGGCAGCAAGAAGAUAGUACCGUGCAUCGCACCUAUUUAAGAGGGAAACUAAUGGAGAGCAAAUGUUAUUUGAUAACUAUUACUCCAGUUUAUGCCAAUGGACCGGGAAGCCCUGAAUCUACAAAGGCAUACCUUAAACAAGCUCCACCUUCCAAAGGACCUACUGUUCGGACAAAAAAAGUGGGGAAGAAUGAAGCUGUCUUAGAGUGGGACCAACUUCCUGUUGAUGUUCAGAAUGGAUUUAUCAGAAAUUACACUAUAUUUUAUAGAACCAUUAUUGGAAAUGAAACUGCUGUGAAUGUGGAUUCUUCCCAUACAGAAUAUACACUGUCCUCCUUGACCAGUGACACAUUGUACAUGGUACGGAUGACAGCAUACACAGAUGAAGGUGGAAAGGACGGUCCAGAAUUCACUUUUACUACACCGAAGUUUGCUCAAGGAGAAAUAGAAGCCAUAGUCGUGCCUGUUUGCUUAGCAUUCCUGUUGACAACUCUUCUGGGAGUAUUGUUCUGCUUUAAUAAGAGAGACUUAAUUAAAAAACACAUCUGGCCUAAUGUUCCAGAUCCUUCAAAGAGUCAUAUUGCCCAGUGGUCACCUCAUACCCCUCCAAGGCACAAUUUUAAUUCAAAAGAUCAAAUGUAUUCAGAUGGAAAUUUCACUGAUGUAAGUGUUGUGGAAAUAGAAGCAAAUGAUAAAAAGCCUUUUCCAGAAGAUCUGAAAUCACUGGACCUGUUCAAGAAGGAAAAAAUUAGUACUGAAGGACACAGUAGUGGUAUUGGGGGGUCUUCAUGCAUGUCAUCUUCUAGGCCAAGCAUUUCUAGCAGUGAUGAAAAUGAAUCUACACAAAACACUUCAAGCACUGUGCAGUAUUCUACUGUCGUGCAUAGUGGCUACAGACACCAGGUUCCAUCUGUCCAGGUCUUUUCAAGAUCUGAGUCUACCCAGCCUUUGUUAGAGUCAGAGGAGCGACCAGAAGAUCUGCAGUUGGUAGAUAAUGUAGACAGCGGUGAUGGCAUUUUGCCCAGGCAACAGUAUUUCAAACAAAACUGCAACCAACCUGAAACCAGUCCAGAUAUUUCACAUUUUGAAAGGUCAAAGCAAGUUUCAUCAGGCAACGAGGAAGAUUUUAUGAGACUUAAACAGCAGCAGAUUUCUAAUCAUAAUUCACAGUCCUCUGGAUCUGGCCAAAUGAAAAUGUUUCAGGAAGUUUCUGUAGCAGAUGCUUUUGGCCCAGGGAUUGAGGGACAAGUAGAGAGAUUUGAAACAGUUGCGAUUGAGGCUGCAAUUGAUGAAGGGAUGCCUAAAAGUUACUUACCACAGACUGUAAGACAAGGUGGCUACAUGCCUCAGUGAAAGACUAGUUCCUUCAACUUCAACACCUAUGAAAUAAAGCUAAAAAUAUUUUGUCUGUGACUUCAGAUAAAAAACAAUCUUCACUCCCUGAAGAUGAUCAUUUGCCCUGAAGGACAAAAAUCUUACCUGGACUGUUUUCAUUCCAGAACAACUGGGAUUUUACUUUAAGCACUACAGAAACUGACUUUAUCCUCUGAAUAGCUGAAGACUUUGUGCUCUUUUACAAUGUUUGCACUGAAGAAAAACAGAAAGCUUAUCUGAACUUUAUGGAAUUAAACUUUAUGUUUUACUUUACAUAGAAAAUAGCAUUUACAUAAUGAGCAGCAAUCGAAUAGUCAUACUGAUUUUGAUGAGAAUAAUCAUCAAAAACAAGUGGCUUAGGGAUAGUUAAUGUAAAAAAAGAGGAGCAAGAUCUAGAUCCUUUACUUCAUCUGACAUCAUAAUUUAAAAAGAGGUCCAUAGGGCAUGACUAUCUGAGCCCAUCUUUUGAGGUCUCACAAAAGAAAUGGUGGGGGUAGUUCAUUUAUAGGACACAGAAUAUACUUCAGUUCCCUUGUGUAGGUAAUGAUGCUGCCAAAUGUUACUGGAGAAAAGGAACUCCAGAGCUCUAACUUGGCAGAUUAAAAAUAUUUUUAAUAUUAUAUAAUCGAGAUCUUACUAAAUUUAAAAAAUUACUAACAUCCUCUUUUAAGAUCCAUUUCACAAAUUAAGCAGAGGGCCCUUAUAAGAGCUAGGAAUAAACAUCACAAACUAUCUCAAGAAUCUUAAAAAUUGUUUGUCAUUUUUAAGACAAAUUAACAUUUUAUAUAUAUAUGUGUAAACAUCAUUGACCCUUGUUAAAACUUCACAGAAUUUGGUUAACUCAAAGCACUUUGUACAAUGUCUGCAGCUUAAAAUGUAUUUUUACUGAAUAUGCCUUGUUUUUAAGUAUACCAAGCUUUAAAUUUUUCUAAUAAGUGUUUGAAGAAAACUAAGAGGGCAGUAUUCAUCAGAACAAAAAUGGAACCCUAAAAACGUACAUAUUGAUUAUAGUAUGAGAGGUAUUUUUUGUUUUGUUUUGCAUGGGUAGGGAUCAGUUUUUGUUUUCUGUGUUGCCUGGGCUGGCCUCAAACUUCUGAGCUCAAAUGAUCCUGCCCAGCCACCCCAGUAGCUGGGACACAGGCAUGUGCCAUGCACCUGCCAAGAAUAGUAUUUUAUUUUAAUAUCUGCCUGUUCUGAGGUAGAGUGGAACUUAGUUCUACAUUGUGAUAUAGAAAUAUUUUAAACCUCUCCCAAUUCUGUUCUUCAGGGGAGAAGCGAGCCAGGCUUCCAGGGUUUAGCUUAAAGUCACUAAUUCAUUUGUGCCAUCCUCUGAUAACCUAUGCAUGACCUGAAGCAGGGGUUAAAGAAUGGGGUUGAGUAAAUGAGAAGAAAUUGUCAUGCUCUAUUAGUGGUUAACUACUACCGUCAAGUGAAUUCAGAGGAAAAAGGUUUUAUUUUUUACUAGUAAGUUUCAGAAAACAGGCAGACUUAAAAUAGUUUGUAGAUGUUAUUAAAGAGUAAAAGGCUAAAACAUUGUUAUAUAUUUGAAUUCUUUUACUUGGAAUAUUGUUCUAUUAGGCUUCCUGCUAUAUUUUAUCAUUUGUGUUCUUGCAUUUAUAUAAUGCCUAAUACUUUUCUGAGUUCUUUUACAUAUAUGAUCUUUGUGAGAGUAGAUGCUUUAUUCUGAUAUCUAGUUUCCUACUUUGGCAAAACCAACUUGAGAUUAAUAAAAUGAUAGAGUAAGGAGAUGAAGAAAAUAGGGCCCAGAGAGGUCAAGAAGGGACAGAGAGACCCAGAUUCACACUACAAGAUAACGGUGUCACCAGCAUUCUAGAUGGCCAUCAAAUGCUGGUCCAGGUCAGGACUAGAUGUAUCUUUUGCUAUGUAUAUUUCUGUCAGGAAAUUUGUACCUAUUUUAUUUUUUAUUUCCUCAAAUUAAGUAAUGAUGUUAUUGUGAUCAUGUUUAACUCUACCCUUCCUCAUAACAAAUAGCAGUGUUGUGAAGAACAUUGUAAACUUUGUACAUUUGGGGGAGCAUUUAUAAAAUGUGAACUCAUGAUCCAAGGGCAUGAGAAUGGAGGGUCAUGGAAGAAAGGACUGCACGUAAGUAGAUUUGCAUGAUGAAUCCCAUAUAGAAGAUGGUCCAGUGAGUGAAUGCCACAGAGCACUUUAGACAUGUUACGUGGUUACAUUUGUUACUGUGCAAAAAUUCAUUCAGGAAAAAAAUAUUGGCACACCAGUAAGUAAUGUACACUUUGCCCUGAAAAGAAAAGCAAUCAUAAAACUUGUUUUAAAUACAAAAUUACUUUUCUAGAGCAUGUUUUAGAAUAAUCUUUUGAUGCAUGUACAUUGUAUUAUAGGUAGGCAGAGAAAUCUGGUUUAUUUAUGUAAAAACUAGUCUAAUAAAGUUAGUGGAUUUAUUACUCUUUAAAUUGUUAGUGUGGUUUAAUGCUAGUUCGCCAGAAGACAGUGUCUUUGUGGACAAAAUUAAUACACUGCUUCUAAUGCAGUUUGCCCCUAUUAGGAUUAAAAAACAAAAACCAACCUAUGUUAUAUGUGUUGCUAUUGUAAUUUAACCAUCAGUUACUGGUCUUUUGGUAUCCUACCCUUAGCUGUCAUAAAGGAUAAUGCUGAAUAAUUAUCAGAAAAUUAAAACUUCAGGCUUUUUCUGUUAAAAUAUAAAUUUUUCAUCCUUUUUUAAAUAUGAACACACUCAACAUUUGAAUAGAACCAGGGAGAAAAACACAAAACCAUUUAUGUCUUCAUGCCUGUUCUCUACCUAGUUCAUUUAACUUCAGCCUUAUUCCUUGAAAAGUGAUUCUACCACCUAAAGUCCACCCAGUGACCCUAGCUCUUAUUUUGAAAUUAAAGGUUAAUGAAGUUUGUAUACUUAUAAGAUACUUAUUUAUUAAAGCUCAUAUUUAAGGUAGUUUUAGAAAUAGAAAUCAAAUAAUUUUUAAAUAUGUAAUUUUUUGCCCAUGUUAACUAGUUAAAACUAUAAUAUAUAUAUAUAUAUAAAAGUAUGAUGAUCAGAUAGAAUUCCCAGAAAUAUUUGCCUAUUAUCAUAUGUUUAACCAAGGAAAUCAAGAAGGAGAAAUAUUCCUCCAUUCACUUAUAUCCUACAUCAUUCUCCUUUUUUAUUUUACUCAGCUGGUUUUAAGAGCAAAUUUCUAAACCACAUACUUGUGUUUCAGUAAAAUUUUAUUAUGGUGAAAUGAGUAAAAUAUCAAAACAAUAAGCUAUGUAAAACUUAAUUUUUAAAAAAUAAUUUAACAUUAUUUCAAAGAAUUGGAAUAGCUUUCUAUUAUAGGCAUCACUGUUACAUUGCCCAGGUAAGAUUACUUUUUUAAUUAAAAAAAAAAUUGUACUUUAUGUACAUUUAGAAAACACACAGCCAUAAUAAUGGCCAGCUAUUUAGGAUUAGUCUAAAACUGGGGAUUAUCACAGACUGCAAAGAAAAAAGUACAUACUAGCAAGCCUACAGCCUAAUUCUUUAGACUGGUCCUUGGCAGCAGUUCCUUUUCAGAUUGUUAAUAAAGUGAAUUAAAAUAUAAGUCAAAAAAAUUUUUCUAAAGUCAACAAUAUCUUUUGGAUUAGUUGAUUUUUCCCAUCAUGUAUUCUCCAAGUCUGUGCAUUAGCAUAUGUUCUAGUACACACAGCAUUAGAUAAAAGGUGCAGCUCAGGGUGAGCUCUUCUGUUACUUACUUGUUCCUAUAUUUUUAAAGGCUUUUUGCUAUCAAUAACUCCCUCAGACUGGUUAGUUUCAUUACCCAGUUGUUGACAGAUAAUAAUGAAAAUGCAUUCAAGGCCGGUGGUGAUAAAUAUUCCCAGUCUUUAUCCCUUGAACACAUGCUUUGGUAACUACAGGUUUCAAAUGCCGUUACAUGAAUACCAAAAUGAUGUGUCAGAAACAAUUUAAAGAUGGGUAUUUGAGAACUGUUUGUAGUCUUUAAUGUGCAUUAUAUUAAAUGAUAUACUUUAAAUGUGCAAUUUGCUAGCACAACACGCAGUGAUUAGCAUUAGGCGUGUGUCAUGUGUACAUCCUAGCCGUGCCCUAUAUCUUGUAAGUACAAUCCUUUAUGUUCACAUGCUGUCUCACCCCACCUCAUCUGAUUUCAUUUGGAAGGCUCUUGUAUGUAUUUUUAAAUUGCAGUGAAUUGUGUGUGCUAAUUAAAACCACAGCUGUCAUUUUUAUGUUGACAUAACUCUAAAUAUUAUCAUAAACAUUUUACUAUAUAUCAAUUCUAAUCAUUUAAGUAAAUUUAAGAAAUAAAUUCUCAUUAAGUUUU
Molecule: messenger RNA, 7423 nt
Organism: Marmota monax (woodchuck)
Lineage: Eukaryota; Metazoa; Chordata; Mammalia; Rodentia; Sciuridae
Gene: Il6st
Product: interleukin 6 cytokine family signal transducer
Exons: 18
Coding region: 354-3113 (919 amino acids)
Biological process (GO): positive regulation of tyrosine phosphorylation of STAT protein; cytokine-mediated signaling pathway
Cellular component (GO): external side of plasma membrane; signaling receptor complex; membrane
Molecular function (GO): cytokine receptor activity; cytokine binding
Source: RefSeq, a predicted model, not a curated record